AUGGAACCCGCUGUUUGCGAUGACUUUCCUGCCUGGGGACAGCUCCCGGCCGAGCAAUAUCUGAUUAGGCAGUGGAACCCCGCAUCACCUGAACCGCCCGCCCAACAACGGACUCGCCUUAUCCAGGAAUUUCUCGACCUCGAUGAGAUUCCUAGAGAGCUUGAUCCUACGUUUUUUGGAUGCCAUGCCUGGAAGCCGGGGCCGCAGACGCGCAUUCCAAUAGAGGAAGAAAUUGCAACGAUCCUUCGGCCGUGGCGGCCAGACUGA
This is a messenger RNA of Aspergillus calidoustus, 267 nucleotides long. The record is from the annotation of a GenBank genome assembly. NCBI's taxonomy places the organism in Eukaryota, Fungi, Ascomycota, Eurotiomycetes, Eurotiales, Aspergillaceae.